This is a messenger RNA of Argiope bruennichi, 1538 nucleotides long. Its product is annotated as cell death-inducing p53-target protein 1-like. The record is from RefSeq and is a predicted model, not a curated record. The transcript has 6 exons. Gene Ontology annotation, molecular function: zinc ion binding. Bases 191 to 673 code for a protein of 160 amino acids. Lineage: Eukaryota; Metazoa; Arthropoda; Arachnida; Araneae; Araneidae.
ACCUCUAUCCUAUGGAAAUUUCUAGUUUCUGUUUCGUCAAUUGAUAGUGUUUGUGGUUCGUUUGUGUGUCAGUAAGUAAACAAUCGAAUUGCUGUUGAAUGUCAUUGUGUUUCUCUAAAGUGAAAGCUUGAGAAAUCGUACUGAGGUCCUUUUAAUUUUGCUUUAUAGUUUAGAAAAGAAAGAGUUUGGAAUGGCUGAGAAAACAGGGUAUCACCAAGUACCACCUCAAGGUCCCCCACCACAAGGUCCCCCACCAUAUGGUCCAGCUGAACCACCUCCUGCCUAUACCACAGGACCAUAUAUGGCAGGCGAAGGAUAUCCAUAUAUGAAUGCUCCGCCACCCCAACAUUAUGCAGGUUACCAGGCUCCUCCAACAGUUGUUAUUGGUGCCCCCACAACAGCUGGUGGACCUCCUACAGUUGUAACUGUUGUGAAAGUUGGCCAAUGGGGCCCUUACCCAAUGCAGGUGGGCUGCCCUCAAUGUGGAGCCAGGAUUAUGACAGAAACCACUGCUAGUCCAGGGCUGCUCACUUGGUUACUUUCGGGAGCUCUUGUCUUCGUCGGCUGCUGGUUAGGUUGUUGCCUCAUUCCAUGCUGCAUUCCUGAAUGCCAAGAUAUAGAACAUCGUUGUCCUAAUUGCAAGGCCCACUUGGGUACUUUCCGUCGCUUGUGAACAAAUCUCAAUUCUGUAUAUGGGAAGUUUAUAUUGUGUUUGUCUGUCUGUUCUAUAUAUAGCUUUUUAAUGAGGAACAUGUUCUUAGUUAACACAAUUAUUUUAAUCAUUAGAAAUUAUAUAUACAUUCCCGAUAUUCGGAGAGAGUAUUUUUACGAUUUAGAGGAAUACUGCUGGUAUCUUAGUUUCACUACUAAAGGCAUCCAUCAAUCAAAUUAUGAGCAUAUUUUUCCACUUUUCUAAACCUUUCACUGCUGACAUUCACAGAAAAAUUUCCGAUUAUAUACUACAUUUAUUUGAUUUUUUAUCGAGCUUUAUUCUAUUGAAAUCAAAGUUAACAUGGACCCCUUGUUUCUUCAUCCUUUUUUCUUUUCUGCAUGUAUGAAAUUGUUAAAUAAUUAAAAAUAUAAUGAUUGUUAGAGGGUAUAAUAAUAUUUUAUUGAAAUCUGUUUUAUGUAUAUAUAUGUAUGGAUCUCUGUUGAAUUUUUUCAGUUUUAUGAAGCUUAUAAUAAAAAUGUGUGAUUGAAAAUGUGAUACUUGUUUUGUUUUUUCCUCCUGUAGAACCACCAUUAUAGUAAUAUGUAUAUAUACUUGGUAUGUGUAAUAUUUUGUCUGCUAUUUCAUCUAGUUAAUAUUUCUUUCUAUUUUUCCUAGUGUGGUUUUCUUUUUGUGGAAUUGGGAUUAUGUAAAAAAUGCUAUUUAUGAAAUAUAAUACAAGCUUGUGUGUUUUAUCUAUUUUCUUUAUAUUUUAUUGGUAUAUGCAACUUAUAUUGUUCAAGAAUAUAAGACUUGAUUUGGGUAGUUAUUUACAACCCCCCCCCCUCUUUUCCUGUAGAUUAAAAAAUAAAGUUUCAUUUUCAUUUAA